Molecule: messenger RNA, 2250 nt
Organism: Apaloderma vittatum (bar-tailed trogon)
Lineage: Eukaryota; Metazoa; Chordata; Aves; Trogoniformes; Trogonidae
Gene: CENPI
Product: centromere protein I
Exons: 20
Coding region: 1-2250 (749 amino acids)
Cellular component (GO): kinetochore
Source: RefSeq, a predicted model, not a curated record
AUGCAGCGAAGACGGAGUUCUAAGACCCCAAAGCAGCCUCUGCAAGUUCUUCAGAAAAAUCAAACUGAUCUCUCCGCGUGGCGGAAAGAAGGGAAAACUGACUCUGCAAAGAGUGUCUGGAACCAUCAAUCUCCGAAAGACCAGAAAAACGACAACGAGCAAGACUCCCUUGAGCAAGCUUUGAGCUUCUUUGAGAAAGUUCAAGACCGUGUUUCGCUGAAAAAGAGCAGUGCUCUGCAGAAACACUUGGCUGCUGUGGAAACUGUUGCCCUGCAGAGCGGAUUACCCCCUGAGGGAUUUGAUGUGUUGCUGAACGUGGCGCUCAGUGGCAAACUUGCUGAUACAGUGAAUACUCGUAUAUUGAAGAGCCUGGUUCCAGCUUCAGUAAUACCAGAAGAUGCUGUAGUUUCAGCUGUAUCUUGGCUCUGUGUUGGCAAAUGCUCAGGCAACGUCCAGCUCCUUUUUUUAAGAUGGCUGAUCACGGUGUUUGACUUCAUCGAUCGUAAGGAACAACUUCAUGCCCUCUACGGUUUCUUCUUUUCCUUCUUGCAAGAUGAGAAGAUGUGCCCCUACGUCUGCCACGUACUCUACCUGCUGACCAGGAAAGAAAGUGUCAAGCCUUUUCGGGUUAGGAGACUGCUUGACCUCCAGGUGAAAAUGGGAAUGCAGUCUCACCUGCAGGCUCUGCUGUCACUUUACAAACUCUUCUGUCCUGAGCUGGUGACCAUAAACCUUCCUAAGAAAGCGAAGACUUACUUCAAGAAUGCAGAAGGCCCGUGGAAAGCAGCAAUCAACGCAAUAAAGCGAAGAAAGCAGGAAAACUCUCCAGUGUCCCAGGCGCUGUUUUUAGGCACGGCUCCACCUCAGUCACGAAAAAGGAAAUGGAAUAGCCAACUGAUCAUAUAUGCGAGCAGCGUGGACAGAAAUAAUUUGGAGGAGGACAGGCAAAACAACUGUGGUGAUUUGUGUAGCCAGUCUCUUCCGCUGGAGCGGCUGCAGACUUUUUCUCAGCUCCUACACAAUAUCCACCGCCUAGAGUUUCCUUCCCGAAUGGGUUCAGUGCUAACGAACCCCUUGCUGCUUCACUACAUGAAUUGUGUCAAAGACGAAUCUAUUUACCUGAGGCUCUACUAUUGGAUGGGUCAGGUUCUUCAAGAAGAAUGCACCUGGUGCGUGGCUGGUAACAGUGAAUAUGAAGAAGAAUUCAAGGACUUCCUAGAAACUGUCUACAAGACGGAGUGUUUCUUGCAGGAGGGAUUUUCUUCCUGUGAAGAGUUCCUGUAUAAGACCCUUCCUCUCUGGGACGGCUUCUGCUGCCGAUCACAAAUCCUCAGACUUGUGAGUUGGAUCCCCCUUAGCAGCUUCUCUGAAAUGAAGUCAAAUCUCUAUGAUCCCCUGUCCCAGCUCUUUUUAACGUCGUCCCUUUACUUUAAGUGCAGUGUUCUUGAGAGCCUGAGGGAGCUGUUGCAGAACUGGUUAAACUGGCACAUGGUUUACCUAGAUUCAGAAUCUGACUCUCAAGGCCAUUCUUCGAAUACCACCCUCUCUGGGCUCGUGGACGCGGUGGCUGAGCUGAUCCACUUUGUUGGAGGGAUCUCUACUGUCGCGUUGCAGUUGGAAGACAACGCCACUUUCUUGCUGUAUUUCAUCCUGAAUUUCUAUGAGACUGUGUGUGACGUGUACCUGAAGUACAAUCUGCCUUUGUUGAUAAUGCCUCCUGCUGGAGUUUUCUACCCAGCGCUUCUCAGCAUGGAUUCUGUCAACUUGAAUCAGCUCUGCUACAUUAUGUACAGGUAUCGAACAAACUUGGUGGCUGCAAAACAAAAUGAGCUGAGUAAAAAGAAGAUACUGCAAUUCAAGUUCAGCAGCCGGACGUACCAAGAGUACAACCAGUACAUAAUAGCGAUGGUGGGUUGUCUGUGGACAUCCAGCGUGUUCCAGAAGGAUAUACAUCCUCAGGGUCUUCGUAUGGAUGACGAGCUGCUGAAAAAAACCACAGUGCAGGAAUUCAAAACCAGCUUUAACAUUGUCUACCACCCAGCCAUGAUGGGCUAUGCUGUCCUCUUCCUGCAGCAGGCUUGGCCAGAUGACACCACCCUCAACUUCAGCUUAAUUAAGGGAAAGACGUGGAACUGGUACCUGGAAUACCUCUACGCUGAAGGUUUAAAGGGUCUGAAACUCUUUAUUGAAAGCAGCAUCAGUCGUGUUUCCCAGGCCUCUCACGGUAAAGCAGGAAACGUGCAAGCGUGA